This is a messenger RNA of Scophthalmus maximus (turbot), 2519 nucleotides long. RefSeq lists its product as uncharacterized. Bases 733 to 1800 code for a protein of 355 amino acids. The transcript is spliced from 2 exons. Gene Ontology annotation, molecular function: lysophosphatidic acid receptor activity. Lineage: Eukaryota; Metazoa; Chordata; Actinopteri; Pleuronectiformes; Scophthalmidae. The record is from RefSeq and is a predicted model, not a curated record. Gene Ontology annotation, biological process: positive regulation of Rho protein signal transduction; phospholipase C-activating G protein-coupled receptor signaling pathway.
AUGUCUGUCACCUCCCAGAUAUCUAAAGGUAGAUGUUGAAACCGUUCUCUGUUUUCCAUGCUAGGUAUUACCUACCACCAGCAGCUGGUUAUCUUAGACUAGCUAUCUUGACUCUGGAAACAAAAACUCAGCCCAUCAACACCUCAAAGGCUGACGAAUUAUUACAUAACAUCUUUUGUGACGUCAAUUUGUGGAAAAACCACAUGCGACUCCGAAAUGAUUUGGUAAAACAACCCUCCCACGAUGGACAACGAAGCAACCAGCCGCGCAGAGGACGACCUGCUUGCUGUUCGCACCACAUGACCAGUGUACGUGUACGUCAUGUGACACGUGUCUUCAAGUGAGAUCCAUUUCAUUUCAAAAAAGGGUUUAAAGACAAAUUAGUCUGGUUGAAAUCUGAGAUUCAACUGAAAAAGGGCAGUUCGGAGGCCAGAAAUCCAAAGAUGAAAGAUGCUCAAAUGUUCUGCAGAGUUGAAGGGAACAAUACAGUUCGGUGCUGUCGUCCUUUUGUCAAAACGAGCAAUGUCUGUGACAAUAAUGCAAAAUGCAGCUUGGCUAGCAGCUAGGGGUGUGGAUGCACUUUGAGCGAAGGCUGUCGUAGCAGCUGGAGAUGAUGAGAUGUAUGUUUUACCCUGCUGGAAGUGUCCUUGACUGACACUCGAUCAGUGAUGUCCGUCGAAUGAUAGUGCGAAAAGGAAAUUUGCCUGCUGUGAUUCAUAACACUAAUUCAUCAUGAAUUUGUUUGACAUGUUUGACAUGCAAAUCUCUGCCUGCUCCCGCCCGUCAAUCGCUGGGACACUGUUAACACGCACAAAACACAUUUAUAUCAGCGACGAGUGUCCCGGGAGUUUGGAAACACAGGAGGACGACAACCACCAACACACACUCCUGACAAGGCCUUCAUCUACACUGCAAGCGGUCGAUAUGUCCUCCAACUCCUCUCCCCCCUCCAACCCUGCUCUUUCAGAGCUCUUUGAUGGUAGCAACUCUACAGCUUGUUUGUCCAUCAUCAUGGGGUUCCACGUCAUCAAAAUCUUCGGUCUCCUCCCUCUCUACAUCCUUGUCCUCUACCUGUGUCAUCAGCCAUGGCGGCACCGGCGCUCCUUUCAACCGAUGAGCCACGCUGAUGUCUUCACCUACCACCUGGCGGUCAUGGAGCUGUUGUGGCCUUUGGGGACAAUCUUUUACUAUUGUGGCUUACUCUCUAAUAUCCCUGAAAUGAAGAGAUGGUCCAACUUUGUAUUUUCUAUUGUUUUCUAUGGAGAGGGUUUAUUUCACCUCCUGACCUGUGUGGAGCGCUUCCUGGCUGUUGUUUGCCCAAUCACCUACCUGGGGCUGAAAAACAUGCGCGGGGUCAGGAUCAGAAACAUCAGCAUUGGUUGUGUUUGGCUCGUAUGCGUCCUGUUGAGCUCUUUAACAAAUCUGUUCUCUUCGGAAGCGCUCGUCAUAUUGUACAGCUUCUUAACUUUCCUUUCAAUCCCCAUCUCUUUCUGCAGCCUUUCUGUUCUCUGUGUUCUGAUUCGUCCAGGGCCAGGGGAAGGAGAUCGGGACAAGCGAGUUGUCCAAUCAAAGCAAAGGGCAUUCUUCACCAUCACGGCCAUCAUGUUAAUGCUGUGGUUGUGGUUUGUAGGGAUCGUUUUUUCCACAAUUCUGGCAAACUCUCAUCUGCUGAGCAACAGUGACAGCUGUGUGUUGUACAUAAGUGGAUUAUGGUUUAAUCUGCCCAGCAGUUUGAUAUUACCUCUGCUGUAUCUGCAAAGGACAACAAAACUAUCCCGGUGCCGUUUUAAUCGUGAGUAAAAAUAAGUGGUCCAGUUUGCACGAGGUUGAUAAAAAAAAGAACUAUCUGUUAUUUUGUGACGAUUGAGUUAUGUUCAGUCUUAUAGUCAUGUGCAACUGUUUCAUUUAAUACAAGUAAUUUGAAUUAUAGCUAUAGUAGCGACAGCUAAUCAAUAAUCGAUGAGACAUUUCAUUUUGAAAAGGUGACCGUGUUUGCGUACCGUUCACAUUUGAAGUCCUUUGCUCUCUCUGUGGGUGUAACAUCAUUAUUUUCUGUCAGUUUAUGUUUUUGCCCCCGUUUGUUUAUUUGAAUAUCAGCAGCAGGAUAACGCAAAAACUGCUACACAGAUUUCUAAAUGGCCGGAACAUGGACCAAGGAAAAUAAACAAUACAGUUGGGGGCAGAUCCGGACAUUUAGGCAUCAAUGUCAUUUAUUAAUGUUACAUUCUCAUACAAUGGAUUAAUCACUUUGUUUAAAAAUGAUAAAAAAACCCGGAUCUUUCAGAAGUUCCAAUGGUCGGACAAGACGGCUUCAGUUUACCUGUUUUCAACCCACAGUCCAAAACAGAAAACAGAGAAUCCUGACUGAACAGAAUCAAAUCCCUUUUGUCUUCAAAGUUAUUAUUCCACUUUAAAACUACUUACUGAUUAUUUUUAUGCUUUUUCUUAAUUCAGUUUUUUGAAUCCAGUUGUUUAUUUCUCUUUUUAAACUGUUUUGUCAAAUAGAUGUUUCAGAUUCU